Talaromyces atroroseus is the source of this 309-nucleotide messenger RNA. RefSeq lists its product as hypothetical. Bases 1 to 309 code for a protein of 102 amino acids. Gene Ontology annotation, cellular component: mitochondrion. Gene Ontology annotation, molecular function: ATPase inhibitor activity. NCBI's taxonomy places the organism in Eukaryota, Fungi, Ascomycota, Eurotiomycetes, Eurotiales, Trichocomaceae. The record is from RefSeq and is a predicted model, not a curated record. The transcript is spliced from 4 exons. Gene Ontology annotation, biological process: negative regulation of ATP-dependent activity.
AUGUUCCGCAACGCUGUCUCCAGACCUCUCCUCCGCGUCAACCAGAGCCUGGUUGCUACACGCUCUUUCUCCGUUGCGUCUGUCAGAAUGGGCGAGGGAGACACUGGUGCUCCCAGGGCUGGUGGUGUGCUAUCAGGUGACCAAUUCACCAGGCGCGAAGCCGCUCAAGAAAAUCGAUACGUAAAGGAGAAGGAGCUCGAGAAGCUCCGACACCUCAAGCAGAAGCUCUCUGAGCAGCGAAAGCACCUCGAUGAACUCGACAAACACAUUGACGCUCUCACCAAAGAACAAGGCGGCGAACAGAACUAG